UAUCGCUUAUCGACAGGAAUUAAAAGUAAAUACGGUAGCAGAUUAGGGUCAGUGCAAAGUAAGAUGGCGAGAUCGGUGCUGUGUGUCCUGCUACUGGCCGUGGCUUUUGUCCAUGGUAAACAUGAGAAAUAUGAAGGGCAUCAGUUGUACCGCGUGUCGGGACCGAGCCAUGAGAUCGGUGCGUUAGAGGCGCACCUCGACAUCAUCUCGGCGACGCCCGCCGCCCGUUCUACCACCGGCAAUCUGGAAGCUUUGGUCAGACUUGCACCGGAAGAGAAGCAGAAAUGGCUGCAGUACUUCAAUACCAAAGAAAUGACUUACACUAAAGUUAUUGAUAACCUGGCCGAUAUUCUUCGCAACGAAGAAGCUAUGAUCAAACAAAGGAAAUAUGCGGCAAAACGAAGUGGCAAAUCGAUCAGUUGGGACUCAUAUUACAACUCGGAAGAGAUCAACAACUACAUCGACCAAUUAGGUGAGGAGUUCCCUGACAAAGUGACGGUUAUAAACGCGGCUCUUAGCUACGAAGGUCGUCAGAUCAAAUACGUGAGGAUCUCGACAUCUCGCUUCGAGGACCUGAGGAAGCCAGUCAUCAUAAUCGACGCUGGUGUGCACGCUCGUGAAUGGGUCACAGCCCCAGUGGCUCUGUACAUCAUUCAUCAGCUUGUCGUCGAUGUUGUUGACAACAACUUGACGGAGAGAUUGGAUUGGGUGAUAAUACCAAUGGCGAAUCCUGACGGCUAUGAAUACUCUAUUACCACGGACCGUAUGUGGCGUAAAACUCGUUCCAAAGCGCACGAAGGCAGCGAUGAAUGUCCCGGAGUUGACGGCAACCGCAACUUCGACCAUUACUUCGGCACCAGCGCGGCCAGUGCUAAUCCUUGCUCCAUCAUCUACGAAGGACCUGCACCUUUCUCCGAACCUGAGAUCCGCGUCAUCAGAGACGUGGUCUUACAGAAUCUAGACCGCGCCGCCAUGUACAUUUCCGUACACAGUUUCGGAAACAUGUUCUUGUAUGCUUGGGGUAACAACGGAUCCCUGCCAUCGAACGCUCUAAGUCUCCACGUAGCUGGUGUGCGUAUGGCAACUGCUAUCGACGAGAUGGCACUCGAGAAAGCUGACAGAUACAUUGUCGGUAAUGCUGCUAACGUGCUGUACUACACCACUGGGACAUCUAGAGACUGGACUCGUGCUGUCGGCAUCCCACUUACUUACACUUUGGAGCUCCCAGGAUAUGAAUACGGGUUUCUCGUCCCACCGACAUACGUCGAGCAAAUUGUCACCGAAACAUGGGACGGAAUCAGCGCAGGCGCACACUACGUUCUAUCCUUACAGUCAUUAUAUUGA
Messenger RNA from Papilio polytes (common Mormon), 1344 nucleotides. Its product is annotated as carboxypeptidase B-like. The record is from RefSeq and is a predicted model, not a curated record. Gene Ontology annotation, biological process: proteolysis. The transcript is spliced from 6 exons. Bases 64 to 1344 code for a protein of 426 amino acids. Gene Ontology annotation, molecular function: zinc ion binding; metallocarboxypeptidase activity. Lineage: Eukaryota; Metazoa; Arthropoda; Insecta; Lepidoptera; Papilionidae.